AUGUGCGGUAACGAUUGGAAGGAUGCCAAAAAUAGCACUCAUAGAUAUGAACUGCGCUCCGUUCGGGGUGUCAAAUCCUCAAAAGCGACGUUGGCUGAAGACAACCCGGAGGAAGCAGAUCCAGAAGGAAGACACAUAGGUCGUACUACAACAGCCGCAGUCUUUGCAGGAUUUCCGAUGUUAUCUGACGAAGCUAAAGCGAAGUUAAGGGCGAAAUUUAUCAAAGACCCAGAUUGUCCACAAGAACUAUGUUUGUUCGUCUCAGAUUCCGAAGCUAAGAACAAGACCCUAAGUAUUAUUCCUAACCUCGACAUCGAUUCAGAUACAGGAGGCAUGGGAGAUGGUUCCAAAUUAGACAUCCCUCUGAUGACGACUUUCGCAGAUGAGGACGGCAAUGUAGAAAGUUUGGAUCCAAUCGUUAAAGUUUCAGGUGGUGGAAGAAGUAAGGAAGAUUCCAUGGAAAAUAGCGAUUAA
Sclerotinia sclerotiorum 1980 UF-70 is the source of this 474-nucleotide messenger RNA. RefSeq lists its product with no specific name. Bases 1 to 474 code for a protein of 157 amino acids. Lineage: Eukaryota; Fungi; Ascomycota; Leotiomycetes; Helotiales; Sclerotiniaceae. The transcript is spliced from 3 exons. The record is from RefSeq and is a predicted model, not a curated record.